AUGGCUGUAUCAAGACUUGACCGCUUGUUUAUCCUGCUCGACACGGGAACAACACCAGUGACCAGAAAAGCAGCCGCCCAGCAGCUUGGAGAAGUAGUCAAGCUUCACCCACAUGAACUCAAUAACCUCUUAUCAAAGGUUUUGACCUAUUUACGGAGUCCCAACUGGGACACUCGAAUCGCCUCAGGCCAAGCCGUAGAGGCCAUCGUGAAAAAUAUUCCUGAGUGGAACCCGGUCCCAAAGCCUAAAGAAGAAUCUUGUGAAGAUCUGUCCCCAGAGGACUCGUCCUGUGAUCGGUUGAAUUUCUACCACUUUGACAUCUCUCGUCUGCUCCGACAUGGAGCGUCUCUAUUGGGCUCGGCAGGAGCCGAGUUUGAGCUGCAGGAUGACAAAACUGGAGAGAUGGACCCCAAGGAACGUCUCGCCCGCCAGAGGAAGCUUCUCCAGAAGAAGCUGGGCCUGGACAUGGGCGCUGCUAUUGGAAUGGACACCGAGGAGCUGUUCAACGACGACGACCUGGAUUAUUCCUGCCAGUCCAGCGGGCUCAGAGCCCAGGGAGCCAAAGUCACAGCCGGCUCCAGCUCCCGCAACCACGUGACCAUUCAAGCUGCUGAAUUGAUCGACACAGAAUUCCGGCCAGGAAUGAGCAGCCGUCAAAAGAAUAAAGCAAAGAGGAUGGCUAAAUUGGUGGCAAAGCAAAGAUCCAGGGAUGUGGAUUCUAAUGAGAAGAGCAAUGACAGUUUCGAAGGGGAACCCGAGGAGAAAAGAAGGAAAACCACCAACAUCGUCAUCGACCAGCCAGCCACCGAGCACAAAGUCUUAAUCGACAACGUUCCAGAUAAUUCCGGCCUUUUAGAGGAGAUGCACGAGUGGCCUCUGGAAAGCUUCUGUGAAGAGCUCUGCAAUGACCUCUUCAACCCAUCAUGGGAGAUCCGCCACGGCGCAGGCACGGGGCUGAGAGAGAUCCUGAAGUCGCACGGUGCCAGUGGCGGGAAGCUGCCUGGAAGCACGGCCGAGCAGAUGAGGCGGCAGCAUCAGGAGUGGAUCGAGGACCUGGUCAUCCGCCUCCUCUGCGUCUUCGCACUGGACCGCUUUGGGGAUUUCGUGUCCGACGAGGUGGUGGCCCCCGUCAGGGAGACGUGCGCCCAGACCCUCGGCGUGGCGCUGCGCCACAUGAGCGACGCCGGCGUUUCCAUGACGGUGGACGUCCUGCUGAAGCUGUUAAAAGAAGACCAGUGGGAGGUCCGCCAUGGGGGGCUGCUGGGAAUCAAGUACGCCCUGGCCGUCCGUCAGGACCUGAUAGCCGUCCUGCUGCCCCGGGUGCUGCCAGCCAUUUCCGAGGGCUUGCAGGACCUAGAUGACGACGUGAGGGCCGUGGCAGCAUCGGCGCUCAUCCCCGUGGUGGACGGCUUGGUGCAGCUCCUUCCCAGCAAGGUUCCCUUCAUAGUAAACACACUCUGGGAUGCCCUCCUGGACCUGGAUGACCUCACCGCCUCCACCAACAGCAUCAUGACCCUGCUGUCCCUGCUGCUCACCUACCCACAGGUCCGCCAGUGCAGCAUGCAGCAGUCUCUCACUGUCCUGGUUCCUCGCGUUUGGCCCUUCUUGCGACACACAAUAUCCUCAGUAAGAAAGGCGGCGCUGGAAACUCUGUACACACUGCUGUCCAAAGCCGACCAGACUUGUGCAGUCUGGUUAAAUCCCAUCUUGCAGGACAUGCUGCGGCACAUCUUUCAGUCCUGCAUCUUGGAGAGCCACGAGGAAAUCCUCGACCUCAUACAAAAGGUGUGGAUGGAGCUGCUGUCCCGAGCCCCGCAGCAGUUCGUGGUCGCAGCCAGCUGCCCGUGGAUGGGCGCCUGGCUGUGCCUGAUGAUGCAGGCCUCUCAUAUUCCCAUAGACCUGAACAUGCUGCUGGAGGUCAAGGCCCGCUCCAAGGAUAAGGCUGGGACCAAAGCCCGCCAGGGGUUGAGUCAAGUGAAGGAGACCGUUCAGGAGUACAUAGCUGGUGCCGAGACCGUGACGGACGACCCGGUGACGAGGGACUACGUGGUGGUCCGAGCCCGACUCAUGGCUGCCAAAUUGCUGGGGGCUCUUUGUCGGUGCAUCUGUGACCCUCAGCUCAACGCAUCAUCCCAAGAGAUCCGGCCGGCCGAGUCUCUGGGCCAGCUGCUGCUCUUCCACCUCAACUCCAAGUCGGCCCUGCAGCGCAUCGCCGUGUCGCUGGUGCUCUGCGAGUGGGCCGCCCUGCACAAUGACUGCCAGGUGGUGUCCACCAUGGUGCAGCCCCGUCUCCUGGCCAUCCUGACCGAGCAGCUGUACUACGACGAGAUCGCCAUCCCCUUCACGCGCAUGCAGAACGAGUGCAAGCAGCUCAUGGCGCUGCUCGCCGAGAACCAGGUCGACCUCCAGGACCGCCUCAACUGCAGCGUUCUCACCAUUGACCAAGCCAACGACUUGGUGACCACCAUCUUUACCGAGUCGACGGCGAGCCUGAACGUGAAGUCCAAGCAGUGGCUGGCGCUGGAGAGCAAACGGCAGCAGGCCCAGGCCACGGUGAUGGAGACCAACGCGGAGUGGCAGGAGCUGCACCUGCGCGUGCACAUGUUCACAGCCUGCGCGGUCAUCAACCAGCACGCGCUCCCCGACAAGCUCAACCCCCUGGUCAGGCCUCUGAUGGAGGCCGUCAAAAGAGAGGAGAACACCUUGAUCCAAGGCUACGCCGCCUCAUUCAUAGCCAAGCUGCUGCAGGCCUGCUCCGGCCGCUCGCCCUGCCCCAACCCCAAGAUCAUCAAAAACCUGUGCGCCUCGGCCUGCGUGGACUCUGCGGCCACGCCCUCAUCCGGCUGUCCCGUGCCCCCGACGCAAGACGAUUCCAAAGGGGGUGGGUUGGAGAAAGACGGCACGCAUCACGUGGUCAACAAAACCCGAGGCAUCAUCACCCUGUACCGUCACCAAAGGGCGGCGUUCGCCAUCACCAGCAAGAGAGGCCCCGCCCCAAAGGCCCCUAAGAACCACACGACGGAGCUCCCCCCCGGCAGCAUCGGCACCGAUAAUGACGAGAGCAAGAAGCCGUUCCUCAUUCAAAGGCGAGGCGCCGAUUUCUGCUUAACCACCAUCGCCAGGCACUUCGGCACCAACCUCACCACAAGUCUUCCGUAUCUGUGGGAGAACACGGUGGGACCCCUGAGGGCGGUGGCCACAGAAAAUCAGAGCAUCGACAGGCCGGCCCAGCUGGAGAGGGGCGACGCAGCAGCUCAGGAUUUGGUCAAUUCUCUGCAAGUGUUGGAGAUCAUGGCUGGAGCCAUGGCGGCCGAGCUCAGACCUUUGCUGUUGGAGCACCUACCUCAUCUGUUCUCCUGCCUGCAUCACCCGUACACAGCGGUGCGGCACAUGGCGGCGCGCUGUGUGGGCGUGCUCAGUAAGAUAGCCACGCUGGAGACCAUGAGCAGCUUUCUUGAGUGCGUUCUCCCCUGGUUAGCUGCCAUCGAGGACUGCACCAAGCAGGAGGGCGCCAUCGAGGCUUUGGCCUGCAUCAUGGAGCAGCUGGACGUUGACAUCGUGCCCUACAUCGUGCUGCUGGUGGUUCCGGUUCUGGGCCGCAUGAGCGACCCCAGCGACAGCAUCCGCUUCAUGGCCACCCAGUGCUUUGCCACCCUGAUCCGCCUGCUGCCCCUGGAGGCAGGCAUACCGGACCCCCCCGCCAUGUCUGCCGACCUGAUUCGUCAGAAAGCCAGGGAACGCACCUUUCUGGAGCAGCUGCUAGAUGGCAGAAAGCUGGAGAACUAUAAGAUCCCCGUGCCGAUUAAAGCUGAGCUCAGGAAGUACCAGCAGGACGGGGUGAACUGGCUGUCCUUCCUGAACAAAUACAAGCUGCACGGGAUCCUGUGUGACGACAUGGGGCUGGGCAAGACUCUGCAGUCUAUCUGCAUCCUGGCAGGAGACCACUACCUCAGGACGCAAGAGUACGCCAAGACGAAGCACGCCGACUGCAGCCCCCUGCCCUCCCUGGUGGUGUGCCCCCCCACCCUCACGGGCCACUGGGUGGACGAAGUAGGGAAGUUCUGCUCCCGGGAGUACCUGAACCCGCUGCACUACACGGGGCCUCCCACAGAGCGCAUGCGGCUGCAGCACCAGGUGAAGAAGCACAACCUCAUCGUCGCCUCUUACGACGUGGUACGAAACGACAUCGACUUUUUUAGGUGA
Molecule: messenger RNA, 4203 nt
Organism: Menidia menidia (Atlantic silverside)
Lineage: Eukaryota; Metazoa; Chordata; Actinopteri; Atheriniformes; Atherinopsidae
Source: the annotation of a GenBank genome assembly